Molecule: messenger RNA, 1304 nt
Organism: Callorhinchus milii (elephant shark)
Lineage: Eukaryota; Metazoa; Chordata; Chondrichthyes; Chimaeriformes; Callorhinchidae
Gene: ankrd1b
Product: ankyrin repeat domain 1b (cardiac muscle)
Exons: 9
Coding region: 141-1100 (319 amino acids)
Biological process (GO): regulation of transcription by RNA polymerase II
Cellular component (GO): nucleus
Molecular function (GO): RNA polymerase II-specific DNA-binding transcription factor binding
Source: RefSeq, a predicted model, not a curated record
GGUUGGAACAUGACCUCAUGCAGUUGGAGCAGUUACAUAUAAGACGCGUUGAAGUUGUGUCUCAUCAGAAGUUGAGUUGACUGUUUGGGGAGUUCAGCUGUGAACAAGGAGGACUAACACGGUAACAAAGCACCGACAACAUGGUGAUGCUUCGAGUGGAAGAUCUGGUAACUGGAAAGCAGAGCGAGGCCAAGCCUAAGGAGGAUGAGACUGGUCGGCGUCUGCUGCACGACCAAUUUGGAACAGGAGAAUAUUCUGCUGCUGUGGCUAUCGAGAAACAGGAUGACAUCAAAACCCAGACUGGGAUUCUUUCCUGCAGACCUCUCAGCGAGCCCCCAAAGAAAAUACAACCGCAAUCCCAGAAUAAAAAAACAACGCCAGUGGAACAGAAACUAAAGCUUGAAACUAUAGACGAUCUUCAAUUCUUGAUUAAACUGAAAAAGAAGAAGAGAGCUAAAGUUGCUGUGAAUACUUUAAAAGAACCGGAACCAGAAAUUAUAACUGAACCUGUAGAUAUCGAAUCGUUUCUGAAGGCUGCAGUUGACAAUAAACUACCUGUGAUUGAGAAAUACCUGGCGGAUGGUGGCGAUCCAAAUGUUUGUGACCAGUUUAACAGGACCGCAAUGCACCGAGCGUGUUCAGAGGGACACGAAGAGGUUGUAUCCAAACUCCUGGAAGUCGGAGCCUUAGUUGAAUUUCGAGACAAGCUUUGUGCAACUGCAAUUCAUUGGGCAUCUCGUGGAGGCAGCUUGGGCGCUCUGAAAAUGUUGUUAAACAAGAAUGCAAAUGUAAAUGCCAAAGACAAGUUAUGGAGUACUCCUUUACAUGUUGCUGUCAGAACUGGAAAUUAUGAGUGUGCUGAACACCUUAUCGCAUGCGGAGUAGAUUUGAAUGCCAGAGAUAUGGAGGGGGACACAGCCAUGCAUGACGCCGUCAGACUGAACCGUUACAGAAUGAUGAAGCUUUUAAUGAUUUAUGGAGCCAACCCGAAUUUAAAAAACUUUGAUGGGAAGACACCGAUUGAUCUUGUACUGCAGUGGCAAACUGGUACAAAGGAAAUACUUGAACAAUUCGUGGAAAGCUCACUCAAAUCAAACUAACAUUUCCUGCAACAGCAAAGAGAAAAUAAUCAAUCACCAAAGGAUGCCAGGCGCGUUCUCCUGAUGUAACAAUUUGUAAGAACAUUGACACUGGCACAGCAUGUGUGCUUCAUUAGAAUUUUCUUCAAAACUGAGAUGUGAAAAUGUAAUAAUGUAUUGCAAUCGCUUGGAUUAAUGGCUUUUUUAAGCAACAUAAUGAAAAGG